AUCCAUUUCACUCUCCCCAACUUCGCCCCCCUCCUUUAAAUCUCUCUCUCUCUCUCUUCGAUCCCCUACCUCUUUUCCGAGCGACACUGGCUUUCUCCCCGUCUCCGGCGACGAUUCCGGCGAAAAGGCUCUGUCCGGGAGCUGGUUAAUAGAAAGGUAGUCUGGUCAUCUUGUUUACAAUGGCCUUUCAUGCCAACUAAAUCUGGAGCCUUAUACAUCAAUCAUCUUUUUGAAUCUGAUUGAUGACGGGAGUUUGGGCGGAUGGAAAUGCUUCUUCUGUUAAAGGGUUGACAAUACACAAUCACCAUGGCAAGAAAAUUCAGCAGAAUGGAGUAAAAGAUGGAGUCAAUGGUGGCAGACACAUGGUUUGUGAGGAGCAGAAGUCAAAGUUUAACGAAGGUGCUGAUGAUAAGAAUAGUGCACACAGAGGUUUAGUACAUGUGCAGGCUGUUCUUCAUACACAGCAGCAACAAUCUCAGCCCUGCACUGUUCGUUGGGACCAUUUUCUUCCUCUUAGAUCCAUCAAGGUUUUGCUUGUGGAGAAUGAUGAAUGCACUCGUCAUGUUGUCAGUGCACUGCUUCGAAACUGCAGCUAUGAAGGUUGGUUCUUUUUAAUUCUUUUUUGCUUUCUUGAUUGUAAUUUAUAGCAAGAUGUAGUGUAGAAUUUUUUGCCAAUUUUUCCUGGGAAUCAUAUUCUGGAUUUUUUGUUUUUGACACACUAAAAACAUUUUCUUGGAUCCCGAUUACUUUUUUUUCGAAAAAUGCUUCCUGUCACUGAUGAAACAGUUGUGUGUUUUCUAUUUUUUAUGCUAUACAUCAUACUAUACCCAGAAAACGUUAUUUUCAUGAAAGUAGAGACAAUAUCCACGGAAAACAUGUUCAUACUCUGCCUGCCUCAAUGUUAUUUGAACUCUUGUUUAUCUUUUUUCCUUUUAAUGUUUUUUUCUGCAACACUACAAGCCGUGAUACUUCACUGUUGGAGGAUAAUUCACAAUCCCCAGCAGCUCAUUGCGUCAGGCCUAUCAGAUAGUGCACCUUGCACCUUGGUCUGAGACAGUAAUCCAGCUUACUUCCUGUUGGACAUUGCAUUCAAUUGAAUCAAGUACUUGGACAUUAUGAAUCUGGGUAACCAUGUUGAUCAAAUAUCUGGACAUGGGAAGGCUCUGUUAUCUACUGAUUAAAUAUGCAACACUCACGCAAGAGGUUUCCUCUGAAAGCGGUUUUGGAAAGUUUAGAAUAUUUGAUGUUGUAUUGGCUUGGCAGAGUAACUGUCAAGCCAAGCCCUCACAGAGGGAACCACAUCGUUAUGUAUAUAUGCCCACACUUAGCAUUUUAUUUUUUUCUUUUGGAGGGAUGACACAAAGCCUUACAGGCUCUUCUAUACACACUCAUUUCACAUCUUUGUGUUUCUCAUAUAUGGAACUUGGAUAUCUAUCAUCGCUAGUGCUCAGUGCAUUUGGAGAACCUUUUAGUUCAAGACAUACACAUCCAUAUGCAGUAAAAAAGGUAUGGAUGCUAG
Molecule: messenger RNA, 1519 nt
Organism: Cuscuta campestris
Lineage: Eukaryota; Viridiplantae; Streptophyta; Magnoliopsida; Solanales; Convolvulaceae
Source: the annotation of a GenBank genome assembly